UUAAAAAUAAGCAAAGUGAACGAUUUUUUUUUCAAAAAUUAACCUUACAUGUGAUUGCAAAAACGAGAAUAAUGGCAAAUUUACACACUAUUGUAAACUAUUUUUUUAUAUUUUAUAUUCUUGUAACAUUACAACACCAAUAUUUAGCUGAAAUUCACCACAAUACUUCAACAACAAAUACUUUAAUAUUAAAAGCAUUUCAAUCGCCAGAAGGUCGUAUAAUAAAUGGUACACUUGCCAAGCAAGGGCAAUUUCCAUUUCAGGUUUACAUCAAUGCUGAUAACAUUUUAUGUGGAGGCUCAAUCAUCAAUAAUAAUACCGUCUUAACAGCUGCGCAUUGUGUUUACAAACAAAAUAAUCAAUUAGUCUCAGCAAGUAAAACUAAAAUUUACGCAGGUGGCUUAAAAAAAUCAGCAAUGCAAAGGUUUAAAGUAAGAAAAGUAAUACCCCAUGAAAACUAUGAUGGUGAAAAAUUUUACAAUGAUAUUGCAAUACUCAAAAUUAAAAAUACGUUUUGGGACGGAAGUCCCACACAAAAUAUUGCACCAAUAUCAGUAACAUCUCUACGUUUUCCAUCUAAUACUGAAUGUACUGCAUCUGGUUGGGGUCGAACAAGCGCUAAUGGUCAAGUUUCAACUGAAUUAAUGUACACAAAUCUACAUAUUUAUAGCCACAAUUCAUGUGAUGAAUUUUAUCAAAAAUGGACAGGUUCAGGUAUUACUGACUCAAUGAUUUGCACCAACGACCCAAUGUCAACUGUUUGUUCAGGUGAUUCUGGUGGACCAUUAGUGGUAAAUAAUCAAGAAACUGGUAAUAUUACACAACUAGUAGGCAUAGUAUCGUUUGGUAUCCUAGGUUGUCCAACAAGUGCUCCUAGCGUUUACACAGAUGCAUAUCAAUACAAAGAUUGGAUCGAAAAAAAUUCGAAUAGCUAUGGAAUUUCAUAUCAUGCUAGUUCUUGGCAUGUUCUAUAUUCUGUUUUAUUCUCUAGUUUAAUUUUAUAUUUUAAACCAUAAACAAUAAAAUAUUAUUUUCAA
Molecule: messenger RNA, 1037 nt
Organism: Chrysoperla carnea
Lineage: Eukaryota; Metazoa; Arthropoda; Insecta; Neuroptera; Chrysopidae
Product: chymotrypsin-2-like
Exons: 5
Coding region: 72-1016 (314 amino acids)
Biological process (GO): proteolysis
Molecular function (GO): serine-type endopeptidase activity
Source: RefSeq, a predicted model, not a curated record